AUGCUGACUCGGACACAGGAUUUGAAGCAGCAGAAGUUCAGUAUCGAGGCUGAGCCCUCGGAUACGAUCGCGCAGGUCAAGGAGAAGGUCGCCGCUGAGAAGGGAUGGGAGGCUUCCAGCCAAAAGCUCAUCUACUCUGGCAAGGUCCUCGCUGAUGCGAACACGGUCGAGUCCUACAAAAUCGAAGAGAAGGGCUUUAUAGUAUGCAUGAUCACCAAGCCAAAGGCGGCUCCCGCGCCCAAGCCUGCUCCUCCUGCCACACCCGCUCAGCCUGCCUCGACCCCUGCGCAACCCGCUGCGCCUCAGCAACAGCCCGCUCCCGCUGCUUCAAAUCCACCCGCCACACCUACCCCCGCUCAGCCUGCGACUGGAGCUGCUCCUGCCGGCAGUGCGCAGUUCAACGACCCCUCUGCUAUGCUAAUCGGCAACCGAAAUGAAUCGACCAUAAGAGAGAUGGAGGCUAUGGGUUUUGGACGACCAGAGAUUGAGCGUGCACUCCGUGCAGCUUUCUACAACCCCGACCGGGCUAUUGAAUAUCUACUCAAUGGCAUUCCCGAGCACGUCCAGACCGAGCAGCGACAACCGCCUGCUGGUGGCGCGCAAGCCCCAACUUCACCUCCUCCCGCCGCGAACCCUGGCACCGCUCCCGCCGCGCCUGCCCCCGAACCCUCUGGCGGCGAUGAACCAGUCAACCUCUUUGAAGCUGCCGCUGCCGCUCAGGGUGGCACCCGUGGAAGCGGUGGCGCUCGGAGUGGCGCUGCUGGUGGAGGUGCCGCGGCUGGUGCAGCGGCUGGUCUUGGUGCGGGUGCAGGUGCGGGCGCUGGUGGACAGAUGAACAUGGACUUCCUCCGUAAUUCUCAGCACUUCCAACACCUCCGCCAGCUGGUUCAGCAACAGCCCGCUAUGCUCGAGCCCAUUCUGCAGCAGGUUGCGGAAGGCAACCCUCAGCUUGCCCAGAUGAUUGGUCAGAAUCAGGAGCAAUUCUUGCAGCUAUUGGCCGAGGACAUGGGCGGCGAAGAAGGUGGCCCACUGCGUCCCGGCGUGCAAAUCGAGGUGACCGUUGAAGAGCAAGAUGCCAUCGAGCGGCUGACCCGACUCGGCUUCUCCCGCGAUGCGGUCAUCCAGGCCUACUUUGCGUGCGACAAGAACGAAGAGCUGGCUGCCAACUUUCUCUUCGACCAGCCAGAGGAUGAGGACGAUCAGCCACCCGCCACUGGAGGCCAGUGA
Molecule: messenger RNA, 1227 nt
Organism: Cyphellophora europaea CBS 101466
Lineage: Eukaryota; Fungi; Ascomycota; Eurotiomycetes; Chaetothyriales; Cyphellophoraceae
Product: UV excision repair protein Rad23
Exons: 5
Coding region: 1-1227 (408 amino acids)
Biological process (GO): proteasome-mediated ubiquitin-dependent protein catabolic process; nucleotide-excision repair
Cellular component (GO): cytosol; nucleoplasm
Molecular function (GO): proteasome binding; polyubiquitin modification-dependent protein binding; ubiquitin binding
Source: RefSeq, a predicted model, not a curated record